Messenger RNA from Penicillium angulare, 1116 nucleotides. Its product is annotated as DXO/RAI1 family decapping nuclease. The record is from RefSeq and is a predicted model, not a curated record. Gene Ontology annotation, molecular function: mRNA 5'-diphosphatase activity. The transcript is spliced from 9 exons. Lineage: Eukaryota; Fungi; Ascomycota; Eurotiomycetes; Eurotiales; Aspergillaceae. Gene Ontology annotation, biological process: nuclear-transcribed mRNA catabolic process; NAD-cap decapping. Gene Ontology annotation, cellular component: cytosol; nucleus. The coding region runs from base 1 to 1116 and encodes 371 amino acids.
AUGAACCCAUCCAUCUUUGAGAUUCAGCCAGUGAACCGCUUCCUUGGUUCAAACACCACAAUCCGCCGACCCAAAGAAAUUACAUGCUUCUCUUAUGAUGAUAAGCGUCGAUUCUCGCUGGGAGAGUCAUCGCUGGCAUACUACUAUCCGCCUAGUUUGCCAGCGGAUCUGAAUGAAGGAUUCGAAACUUUCCAGAAACUCAAUGAUUCCGCUGAUGAGCAUCUGGAUGCUCUGUUAGAUACAGUCACUGCGCUUGAACGGGAUACACAAAAGAAAUGCGAUGCUGAUAUCGUUACGUGGCGUGGAAUGAUGACCAAGAUUUUGGCAGCGCCUUAUGAUAUGAUGAAUGGCUUUGAGAUGAAUGCGACCUGCUUCCAGGGUACAAUAUUCAUCGAAGAGGACAAUAGCUACAAGAACAGACAGAAGGAAACCCAGCGAAAUCAACGAAUGCCACCAGGCAUGGCAUCACAAGAAGAAAUGAUGUACUGGGGCUAUAAAUUCGAAGUUUUAUCAGUUCUUCGACAACCCUGGGACCCGACAACUCGUGAAGAAAUAGAAUCUCGACCUUCGCAGGUUGUGAACAAUAGUGCACAGUAUUGCUCCGUUGUCAAAACCGGGAUUGGAAAUACCCGCAUGAUUCUUGGCGGCGAGGUCGAUGCAGUAUGGGACUGUAAACCAGAGAGAAAGGAAGAUCCUAUCCACUGGGUAGAACUGAAGACAUCUGCUGAAAUUCGCAAUGAGCGCGAUAUGUUGAAAUACGAGCGAAAGUUACUGAAGUUCUGGGCACAAUCCUUUUUGCUCGGCGUGCCGACUAUAAUCGUCGGUUUUCGGACUCAACAGGGCAUUGUUCAUCGCCUAGAAGAGCUCGAUACUGCAAGUAUUCCAGGUAAAGUCAAGAAAUUGGGGAAAGGCUCAUGGGAUGGAAAUAUUUGCAUCAACUUUGCAGCCGCGUUUCUCGAAUGGCUCAAACAGACUGUUCACGAGGAUGGGAUUUGGAGAAUUCGAAAACGGGACAAGUCUACAGUCAUUGAGGUAUUCAAGGUUGAGGACUCAGGACAUGGUGGUAUACUCUCGCCGGCUUUUAAGGAAUGGCGAUCAACUGCUCAACACCUCUAG